Messenger RNA from Nerophis lumbriciformis (worm pipefish), 2346 nucleotides. The record is from RefSeq and is a predicted model, not a curated record. NCBI's taxonomy places the organism in Eukaryota, Metazoa, Chordata, Actinopteri, Syngnathiformes, Syngnathidae.
AUGGCGGAAUGUAGCCAAGUUGACAGCAACGACGCGAGCCGUCACCAUACGAUGGAUAAAAGCAUCACUCUCCCUCCAGACGAAAUAUUCCGGAACUUGGAGAACGCCAAGCGCUUCGCCAUAGACAUAGGUGGAUCUCUCACCAAACUCGCGUAUUACUCCACAGUUCAGCACAAAGUGGCCAAAGUCCGCUCCUUCGAGCACUCCGCUAAGGAAGCAGCCGACAAACUUUACGAGAUCUCAGUUCAAGAGGAGGUGACAGCACGCCUGCAUUUCAUCAAGUUUGAGAAUGCCUACAUCGAAACUUGCUUGGACUUCAUCAAAGACCACCUGGUCAACACCGACACCAAAGUCAUCAAGGCCACGGGCGGCGGGGCACAUAAAUUCAAAGAGCUGCUCGAGAAGAAACUGAGACUCAAAGUGGACAAGGAGGACGAGAUGACAUGUCUGAUCAAGGGCUGCAACUUUGUGCUGAGGAACAUCCCCCACGAGGCCUUCGUGUACGCCAAGCACGCCGAUUCAGAGUUCCGCUUCCAGACCACCCAGCCCGAUAUUUUUCCCUACCUGCUCGUCAACAUCGGAUCCGGGGUGUCCAUCGUCAAGGUGGAAUCGGAAGACAAAUUCGAGCGCAUCGGAGGAAGCUCCAUAGGUGGCGGGACGUUCUGGGGUCUUGGGGCCUUACUCACCAAAACAAAGAGGUUUGACGAGCUUCUCCAACUGGCAUCCAAGGGCCAGCACACCAGCGUGGACAUGCUGGUCAAGGACAUUUACGGCGGAUCCUACGGUUCUCUCGGCCUCACGGGCGACCUGAUCGCCAGCAGCUUCGGGAAGUCCGCCACUGCCGACAAAGAGUUCUCCAAAGAGGACAUGGCCAAGAGUUUGCUGCACAUGAUCAGCAACGACAUCGGGCAGCUGGCCUGCCUGUACGCCAAACUCCACAAGCUGUCGCGGGUCUACUUCGGGGGCUUCUUUAUCAGGGGGCAUCCUGUCACAAUGCAUACCAUUACCUACAGCAUCAACUUCUUCACCAAGGGGGAAGUGCAGGCCUUGUUUCUGAGGCACGAAGGCUAUCUGGGGGCCAUUGGAGCUUUUCUCAAAGGCGCGGAGGAAGACAAUCCAAACCAGUACAGCUGGGGUGAGAAUUACGCAGGAAGCUCAGGCUUGAUGAGCAUCUCUCCAGAAAUGAACCCCAUGCAACGCGCACGAAGCGGAACGUUUCCCUUCGACAUGCUAGAAAUGGAUCGCCUGGAGCGGCAGCUAGUCAAUCUUCAUCUGCUCCAGGACCCUUCUUCGUACAUCCCCGACACGGUGGACCUCACCGAGGACGCUCCGGCCCGGGAAUAUUGGCUGGACUGUUUCGAGGAGGCUCUGGAUGGCGUGGUGAAGCGGGCAGUAGCCAGUCAGCCCGACAUUGCCGAAUCGGUGGAGCGGGCCGAGAAAUUUCGUCACAAAUACAGACACAAGCUUCAGACGUUGCGACAUCAACCUUUCGCUUACGGAUCUCUCACAGUCAGAAGUCUUCUAGACACAAGAGAGCACUGUUUAAACGAGUUCAACUUCCCCGACCCGUAUUCCAAGAUCAAACAGAGGGAGAACGACGGGGCGCUCAAGUACUACCAGAAGGUGGUGAUGUGCUUGGAGGCGCUCGACUGGGAGGAAAAACAAUUUGCGUUGGUCCGGGGCGUCCUGGCAGGGAAUGUCUUCGAUUGGGGAGCUAAGGCGGUGUCGGAUGUCCUGGAAUCAGACCCAGAGUUUGGCUUUCAGGAAGCAAAAAUGCAGCUAGAAGAGCGGCCGUGGCUGGUGGAUUCCUACGACCAGUGGCUCCAAAGACUGAAGGGGCGUCCUCACAAGUGUGCCUUGUUUUUCGUAGAUAAUAGCGGCGUAGACAUCAUUCUAGGGGUGAUGCCUUUAGUCAGGGAGCUUCUGUCGAGGGGAACGGAGGUGGUGCUGGCCAGCAACUCUGGUCCGGCUCUAAACGACGUCACAAACGGCGAGCUGCAGAUUCUAACGGAGAGGAUCGCCGCUAUGGAUCCGGUCAUUCAGGCGGGGCUCAAGGACGACAGGCUGACCUUGAUUCAGAGCGGUUCCAGUUCUCCCUGCUUGGAUCUGAGCCGCUUGGACAAAGUUCUGGCUAUGGUCGUGCGCGAGCGUCACACGGACCUGGUGAUCAUCGAGGGAAUGGGGCGAGCCAUCCACACCAACUACUACGCCACGCUCAGCUGCGAGAGCCUCAAGAUGGCCGUCAUCAAGAACUCCUGGCUUGCCGAUCGACUUGGUGGCAAACUUUUCAGCGUGGUUUUCAAGUAUGAGGUGCCACCCGUGGUUCCCCACGCCUACUCCGUGUAA